UGCUCGCUACGUGAUCCCCUGGAAAACAACACAACUCUAUCGCUGCUCAUUGGCUUUAAAGGCUCUUCUUCGCUCGCAUGCAGGGACCAUGAAAGGAUGCCAGUGCCACGCUGAACCCACAUGGUUUGACCGUUCCUUUCCUUUCCCCUCCUGUGAGCUUAUCGGUGCAUCUCCCUGACCUCCCCUCCUACCACCUGACAGAACCCGCUCACCCUCCCCUCUGUCCCAAUUAAUGCUGUCACCCCCUCAACAAUGUCACCAUGCAUUAACUGGCUGCAGCCUCUCCUCGCUUUGAUCUCCUCCACUUUGCUCGCACGAGGCCACAACUGUCCGUCCCACUGCUCGUGUCCAGACCACCACACCGUGGACUGCACUGGCAAAGGUCUCACAAGAGUCCCAGACUCCAUUCCUCUGAAUGUCCGUCGUCUGCUGCUCUCCAACAACUGGAUUCCUUGGAUCCCAUCAGACUUCCUGGUCCUCUACAGUGAUCUCGUCUAUCUGGAUCUGAGAAAUAACUCCCUCACCAAAAUGGACCCAGGAACCCUGAGUACAUCCUCCAGAUUAGUCUUCCUGGACCUAGGGAACAAUAACCUGACAGAUAUUCCUUCAGGAACAUUUGGGGAAUCCAGAAGUUUGAUCAAAUUGCGAAUGGGGAACAACCCCUAUCUAACUGUGGUGGGUCAGGAUGCUUUUAUGGGCUUGACUUCCUUGAGGGAGCUGGAUCUGGAGAGAAAUGGCUUCACAGAGCUGGAUGUCAGAGUCCUCGAACCCCUGUCUUCCCUUCAGAUGCUUCGACUCGAGGGGAACCCCUGGCUCUGCAACUGCCACUUUGCCAAGCUUUUUGUGUGGCUGACAGAGAACAGCCACAAGCUGCCUACAGGUAUGGAGGGGAUCGAGUGCGCUCUGCCUCUGCUUGGACGUCGCAUUCCCCUCAGUUUGCUCUCUGAGGACAGUUUCAGGCAGUGCCAUGGUAACCUCACCCUCAAGGACUACCUCAUUGUCAUUUUCUCAGGCAUAUGCGUGUCAGUGGCCGCCAUCGUAGCCAGUUUCUUCCUCGCUUCCACAGUCCACUGUUUCCAGCGACUCAGCAAAGGCAGCAAUGGAGACGAGGAGGACGGGAACCAAUGACGGGGAACGGGGACGUGGGACACUUACAAGUUUUUGCACUGAGCUUUCUGUUCCAAUUUCAGGUAAAGUGUGAGAGGAAGGAGGGAUUAGUAGUG
Solea solea (common sole) is the source of this 1223-nucleotide messenger RNA. It is a transcript of the gene lrrc38a, whose product is annotated as leucine rich repeat containing 38a. Gene Ontology annotation, molecular function: voltage-gated potassium channel activity; potassium channel activator activity; transmembrane transporter binding. Bases 253 to 1128 code for a protein of 291 amino acids. The transcript is spliced from 2 exons. NCBI's taxonomy places the organism in Eukaryota, Metazoa, Chordata, Actinopteri, Pleuronectiformes, Soleidae. The record is from RefSeq and is a predicted model, not a curated record. Gene Ontology annotation, cellular component: voltage-gated potassium channel complex.